GUCAAUAUGCGGCCAGGACCCGGGCUGGUCGUGAUGGCGCUUGCGUUUAUUUCGGGGGCUCGGCGAGGCACCAGUCAACAACACAGCAGUAGUGCCGCAAGUAGUAGUAACAAGUUGGGCAAAUUUGAGGAAGACAAUACGGAAGCACUAUCACGGAUAAAUCCGUGGUUGUCAGCGUGCGAUCUGGCGCAACCCAACACAGCACCGGAUCUCCAGGGUCAAUGUUCAGCCGGUACACUGCCCGUGGCCUGGAUAGACGAAGGUCCUGGCCCACCGCGGUGUCCACCGCCAUGCAAGGCUAGCACGUCUAAUAGUAAAAAUAGUAGUCCUAAGGCAAACAAUAUUGAUAAUACUAAAUAUAACAUGGAGAACCGGUUAAAUGAUAAACAACAGUGCCUUGACUAUUUGGGCGAUAAUGAAGAGUUAAGUCCAGCACAAAUUUGUAAAAAUUCGUCACAAAGAAGUAUUGAGACCAAGUUGAGAGCGUUACGUUUAAGACAUUGUUGUGAACGUACUGUUGGCAGCGCGCUGCACAACGCGGCCCUCGAGGCCGUGCUGGGCGGCGGUUCAGACUGUGAGCGGAUGCUCGGUGACCUGCUGGAGACGGACAGCCUCGCCGCCCGGAUCACCUGCGAGUUCACCGAGGUGCUGGUGCGGUACGACUGCGGACAGCCGUACUCGAUCAUCCACCACUGCGAGGACUGCAGGGAGGCAUAUCGAAGGUGGAGCUGCAGUAUGUUGCUGCCAUACUUUGGUACGAGGGAGGACUUCGUGAGUAGGAGUAGGAGUGGCAGUGGCAGUGGUGGCAGCAAUUUUGGUACUGCUAGUGGCAGCAGCAGUACCAAAAGUGACUUCAGCAGUAGCAGCAGUGGCAGUGGCAGAGGAGACAAAAGUGUUAACAAUAAUCCCGACCGAAGCGAGGGUGACCCGAGGGCGGCCCAGGGUAAAUCGAGUGCCAACAAAUACCGUGGGGACGCUUCGAAAAAGCAGACUGAACCGAAAUUGGACGAUUCGCAACUAGUAAAAAAUAUAUCAAUUGAUGUGAAAAGUUCACGUCGAAAAACGCAACGAGUACGAAUACGACCGUGUCUAGAUGUAUGUCAAACCGUAGAGCAAAAGUGUCCGUACAUGCUGCCGGGUGACCGGGCGCCCGCGUAUCCAACGCAGUACGCCGGCGAGCCGACCUUUCUGUGCCGAGAUCUCAACAUCGAGGAAACGGGUGAGCAGAAGCUCAAGUCCAACAGCGGCCGACCGGACUGCUGCUACGAGUACUGCGGGACGCACCCCCGGACCGGUGUCUGUUCCCGGUGCGACCCGCUGCAGGACGAAGCCGAAGAGGACGCCGCAGCCCAAAUCCGGACGGCUGCUGCAACUUCCAACAGCAGUAGAACGAGUAACAGCAGCAGUAGUAGCAUAAGCACCAGCAUCAUCAGCAGCAGUAGUAGUGCGCGGGAUCACUUCCUGGACGAACUGCGACACAGUAGCGAGCUGCCGCCCCGGUUGGCGACGUGUCCGAGCAUAACAAGCGCAACAACCCCGUCAUCACAAUCGGGCCGCUGCCGGACGGUGCAGCAGCAGCAGCAACAGCAGGGCUCAACAACCGAGAGUACUCCAACAACCUCAACACCAACGCCGAGGACCGCGGCGUCAACGGCGGCCACGACAACGACGGCGGCGGCUCCUGCGGCAUCGGUACCUUCCUCAGCGCCAUCGCUGGCGGCCUCGUCAACGCUUAUUAAACUUACUAGUAUAAAGUCGAUUUAUAACAAUUACUUUAAUAAUUCGUGGACGAUGCGGUUGCGGUGGCUGGACGAAUUUGUAGCGUGGACAAAGAUCCUGCUCCAACUGGCCGGGUUAUAGUCAAUGUGUAACCUUGGGCACUAACAGCCAAGUUGACACCGGAACCCAGACACACAAACACAAAACACACAUACACGUUAAACACUCGAACAAAACUACACACAAACACACGUAAAAAAAAAACAAACAGGUAACAAGGCACCAACAAAACCCGAGAAAACGUAAAACAAAUCGGAGAAAACAACCUAAAAACAAGCAACAACAACAACAAAUCAUCCACACUCAGUGUGCUGUGAAACAAGUCGAAAAACCCCGAAAUUGCAACAUAACAAAAAAAAACAAGCAAGCAAACAAACAAACAAAUGAAGCGAAACUGGAUUACGCGAAAAUGAACAUGGCAAGUUGAAAAAAAAGGAAGAAGAAAAAAGAAGCGCGAAAACCGUGCCCGAUUUGCAGGCGGCAAAUCAAGCAAGCAAAUAAACAAACAAAAAAAAACGUGUAGACAACAGAAGAUUAACAAAUCGAAGCACAAAAUUACCCCCGGAACCCCUCUCCUUGCCGGCGGAUGCCGCGUCGACGCCACUGCCUCUGCCGGGGCUACCACCUCUGCCAUCAGAUAAAAUUUGGGAAAUGUGAGAUGCUGGAAAGGGUUGGGACAUGGACAAGUGGAUGUGAAAAGUUACCCUUGGAGUAAAAAAACUAUUUUUUAAUCAAUUAUUCUUUCAGGUGCAGAAAGCUUUGAAAAUUUCAAUAAUGUCCUGAAAUUUCGUACCAUACGAGAAUUCAUAAAACUUUGCAGGAUGUAAAUUACAAAUAAUACUGCUUUUCUCUCUGUCAUCAUACAUUCAGCGUUGAUUCUAGCCGGCCAUUUUUACUUUUGUGUUUACGUUAGACAUUUUCCUUUUCUCUUUCACUCUUCUCACAUUCACAAUCACGCGCUCUUUCAUUGCAUAUUUUUGAGAGAACGAAACACUCAGCGGUGAGAGCACGUGGUCAAGGAAAAGAAAAGGAGUAGUUGCUUUAAAUCAAGUGACGUUCGCUGUAUUUGUUGAUAAUUUUGGUCAGAAAUUACGAAAAAUGAUAUUUUUUUCUAUCAGUCAUUUGCAAAACUUUCCAUUCGAAAAAGAUUACUACAUUUGGGUUUCUUUUUAUUAAUAUUUUAUUCUGACAUGUGUUAAUUCUGAAUGAUUUGGCAACACUGCCGAAAUUUUUUUGACUUUUGAUAUUUUUUUCAGGCCAGAUGUUUGCACUAGUGUUUUGUUAGAUUUUCUCCACUCUGAGCAAAUUCAUGUGAGAAUGUCGCCGACGAUCGAAGUAGGCGAAAUAAUCGUUCUCUCGUCUUGGAAAACUUUUCAGUUUUUUUAAUGAAUGCUAUACAAGUGCUGAGGAAUGAAAUAAUUUCACUAGUUUAUUUAUAAACUUUAUUUACCAAUGAGUGUAUGAUGUAAUCUUUUUUGCUUGCGAUUUUUUUCACACGUGAAAAAGAGAAAAAGAAAAUUACCCGCAAACUAUUUAAAGAAAAUCAAUCAGUCGAAGAUUUUUUGUGAAUCUUAUUAAAUAGCAACACUUUAAUUCAUGUAUUUCGUUUUGAUUACAAAUAUUGCUCGUCUACAAAAAGUGACAGGUAAAUUGUCUACAUGUGACGUUACACCUGCAAGUGUGGUAGUAAAAUAGUUGACCGAUCUCUCGUGCGCGAGAGAGGAGAGCUAUCGUGAAUACUUUUCUGAGUUUCCAUUUCCUCAGACGAUAAAUUUUUGUGGACAGAGUAAAACAAAAAUAAAAAAUCUAGUGCUGCUAAUAUAAACAACAGAUUACUUCAUGAAAAUAUCGAUUACUUUUCGCUCUUUUGAGAGUCCUGAAAACAUUUUCUUCAUUAUAUUUUACUACGUUUUGUUGUUGAGGAAUUAGAUUGAUUAUAUUUUGAUAAAAUUUGUCAAAUAGAUUUUUGACGAUUAGCUCUCUAACAUUAAUAUUAUCAGGGAUAUGAUAAAAUAUUAAUAUACGGAAGUUUAACUGUUUUUAAUUACUAUCCAGCUGGCAGCUGUGAUUAUCGUUUCAUAUAUGAAGUUUUAUGAUAACUACAUCCUAAGAAUAAAACAAGGCGUUUUCGUUGCAUUUUUAACAGCAUCUUUCUCAUCCACUUGUCUGUGAUCUUACAAGUACUAGCGAUGAUUUUUUUUCAUAUUGCUUCUUAUUCGCCCAGCUUUAUUUUGUUUUAUUUUCGACUUUCAUUUCCGUGAAUUUUUUUUUUCAGCCAGCUGCGAAAUCGAAUAUCGAAAAUAUUAAAACGCAUCCGAUCGUAUAAAAUAGCAAUUCAAGUUUUUUGUUGGUCUACAAACAGUUUUAUUUGGGAGCACUGGAGUGGCAGUGGUGUGGGUGCAGCACGUGUUCCGCCUUACCGUGAGAAGAGCGUGUGUGAGAGAGAGAGCGCGAGAGGGGUGACGGAGUUGAGAGAAGUAGAAGCAUACACACCGACACUAACACUCACACACACAUCACGCCAUUCUCGUGAGCCACACAAUUUUAGGUGAACUAUAAAGAAAUUAUUAAUUGUUAAGCAAAGUGAGAAAACUAAUAGACGUAAACGAAAGCUAACAGUAGAAGAAGAUAAGAAAUGAAAAGGUUCAACAGAAUAAACAAAACAAAACAAAAGUAAACAUGUUUUUACAAGAAGAAACAACAACGCGUGCGUGUGUAAGCAAGCAAGUAUUUUUCGAGUUCGAUUUUUUCCGUUGUUAAGUUUCGACUUUUUUCGAGCGUUUUAAGUGGAAUGGCGGAGAACAGGAAGGCGAGGUGAGAACGAGAGAGAGAGUUAGCGAGGGAUGCGAUUGUGCGAGAAUUUUUGGUGAAUUCCGACAGCUUGUGCAGGGAGAAGCGGGAACCACGCAAGACACUUACACACACAACAACAAAAAGAACACUGAAAGUGGAAUCGAAAAGCGCAUAAAAAAAGUUAGAACAAAAGAAGAACUCGGUUUUAGAGGUGCACCUAAGUCGCUACUAUUAUAAUUAGUCCGUCAAUUUUUACAACAAUCGUUGUUAGUUGAACAAAGUGAAUGCCGACAAACAAGCAUAAGCAAAAACAAAAAAAACUGUAAUUAAUUGCAUCGUAGAUACACUAAACUCCAACGAGUAGCAACGAGCACCCGGAGGCACGACGUCGGUGUCCGUCCCGAGCACGAACUUUGGGAAAUUUCGAACGGAAGAAUCUCCGGGUCCGCGAAUGUGGGUCGAGAACAGCUGCGCUCCACUUCCGGAAACAUAUACACACACACACAUACACAGACAGAAACACACACACUCACACUACUUAGUUAAUUGUGGAAAGUAAAAUGCACUAGUGGGAAUUAGUAGCAAAGUGUAACAGAAAACAAAGCAGUUUAUUAACUUUUAUACUCGUUGUUGAGCAGCUGAUACAGACAGAGAACUCACACACACAGACAAACACAACAUACACACACACAUGAAGGCUUAGAAAGAAAACAAAAAGAAACUCACGACAACACACUCUAGAGAACCUAUCAUACAUUGUAACCUUAGAACAAAACAAUUGUAAUUGAAUAGUACUCGGUCUCACCACAACAAACAAAACAAAACAAAAGUUUGACAGUAACAACAUCAACUUAAGCGAUCCGGGCCGGCCCCCGGACAGAGGGGACCUUCGUUUGGCCCUCCUCGCAGGCAGUUCCGGUUCCGGCCGAUCCACCCCAACCCGCGGGCUAAACUCAUUUAACGAUCUCCGAAAACAAAAAUGGCCGCCAAAACAAACAAACAAAAAAGUGCGCACGCGAUUAAGAUGAUGGUGUGUGGGGAAACCCAAAUCAAGGUAAAAAAAUAAUAAUAAAAAAACCAAAAUUGUUAACGUUCGAAAAGCCAUAUUUUUAGCAUUUAAAUAGUGAUUAAAACAAAUGAAAUUAUAACCAAUAUUUGUUACAUAAAUGUGAGAUUUAACGAGAGAACAAGCAGAGUAAACGUGAGUGGGACGUGCUGUGAAGCGCCGGAAAUCGAGGAAAAGGUAACAAAUAAAGAAAGAAAAAACAAUAACAAACACUGUGGAAUAACAAACAAAAAACACUAAAGUUUAUGCAAAUACGAUCGAAACAGAAGUUAGACACAGGAAGAGAAAUAAUUAAACAAAGAAAACACUAGUGACGUCAUCAAGUUGUAAUGUUAAUCGUGUAGGUCAAGUGGUAAAUAAUUAACAGGUAACAAAAGAAAUAAAGUGUCGAACAGAAAGAAAGAAAACCCACCCGAAUUUUCUUCGACACACACACACCCACACAAGUCACACGUUGAGUUCACUAAGCGGUAGCGACGACUUAAAUGUGAAGCAGUGAGUAAUGGUGUUGUUGGUUUUAUUUGUACUUAUUAACAGAUAUAUUUUCGAGAAUUUAUUUUUAUAGUGAGAUAAAACUAGAGAAACAAAAUAAAUUUUCCGCCGUGUGGACGACAUCUUAACGGCUGCGGGUGACAGUUGAGAAAGUCGAAAAAGUAUUGAAAUAAGAAUUAAAGGACAGGGGAUGAGAGCAAGCAAAAAAAAAUCCAGUAAACAAAAUCAACCUAGAGUGUAUAGAUUGAAAUUUGUACUAAUUUUUAGGUAUAAACAAUAACAAAGCACUCACACCAAAACACACACACACACGCAGACAGAACAGAAGAGCACGCUCUCGAAAGAGCGCAAUGUUUGUACAGUAGAAGAUAUUAAAAUCAGACAGAAAUUGUUUGGCACUGGCACUGGGUAAGACUAGGAAAAAGUAACACACCGCACACCCAAACUAGGCAAAGAUGACAAAAAAUUAUCUAAAAAAUCA
This is a messenger RNA of Culex pipiens pallens (northern house mosquito), 6611 nucleotides long. RefSeq lists its product as uncharacterized. Gene Ontology annotation, biological process: calcium ion import across plasma membrane. The transcript has 6 exons. Lineage: Eukaryota; Metazoa; Arthropoda; Insecta; Diptera; Culicidae. Gene Ontology annotation, cellular component: plasma membrane. Bases 7 to 1860 code for a protein of 617 amino acids. The record is from RefSeq and is a predicted model, not a curated record. Gene Ontology annotation, molecular function: stretch-activated, monoatomic cation-selective, calcium channel activity.